CAAAGCUUGUGCGCGAAUGAAAUUGAAUUUGCUGCCAUCAGUCUGCCACAAGCUUGUCUCGCGAGCGGACGCUUUUAUCUCGCUGCUCUGUCUGGCCUGCCUAACGACAUACAACGCAAGCGCCCGAAACAAGUUUUACUCAUUGCCUUCGCGUCGCGUCGUCUUCAGUCUCAGUCGCUCAUAUCGUAAGCGUAUCGUAGCGUAUCGUAAAACUGACGUAUCGUAACCGUGUGCACUGCGAACUGCGAGCUGCGACUGCGCAAAGUGUUUCGUAAUUUUCGGCAACAGCAACGGGGCAACACUGUUUGUGCCAGUUUCUUUUGUGGACGCUUUUCAUUUCGAAGCGUAGUUUUCGUAGUCUCUCUCUCUGUGUGUGUGUAUGUGUGUGUGUGUCUGGCAAGUGGAAAUGUUUUGAAAUUGCCCCACAUGCAGCAGCAGCAGCACAUGCAUUAAGUGUUGAAAUUGCAAAUUGCAAAUUGCAACACAAACGCGGCCAAGUGAUGCGACAGGAGAAAAGACAUUGCUGUUGCUGCCACCACGUGAGAUUCGAUUCGCAGCUGCAGGAUUAUGAGAUCGCAUGUGACCGUUUAUCGUGCGCCCGACAACGCCACCAACAUCAACAAUAUCAACAACAACAACAGCAAUGCUUGCCACCAUCAGUUUGCCCGAUAUGCGUUGCAUGCCCCACCACUACCGCCGACGACAGCCACCUGGAAUACGGCAGCGCCAACAGCCUACAGUCUGCACGGCAUCAUGCCACCCAAUGCGGCAGCUGCACCGACACCUCCUCAGCUGGUGGUGAAUCAGCAGCGCAUCAAUGAGUGCGCCGGCAUACCGCUCAUCUCGAAUGCCUGCAACCAUUUGACGCCGGCGCAGCGUCAGCGUAUGUUGCGUAAAUCCAGCAGCAAAGCUUGGCCAGCGACGGCAACACACGCGAUGUCCCAAUUGGCAGCGCAUGCGCAGGGUCAGCCCUUGUUGCAGAACAGCAAACAGCAGCAACAGCAGCAGCAUCUCCAUCAUCAUCAUCACCAACUGCAUCAGCAGCAACAGUUGCCACAACAGCAGCAACAUCACCAGCAGCACUUGCAACAGCCUUGGCCAGCGCAUGCAAAUAGUUAUCAUCCCAUGCGGCUCAACAACUUUCAACUGACGGACAAAUCGCGUGUGCUGCGCUAUCAGAACUCGGCACCAGCCGUGCUCAGUACCCAGGAGAAGCAGCAGCAGCAACAAUCCGCGCUGAGCAAUACUCACAGCAGCAACCACAACAAUAAUAAUAACAACAACAGCAGCAGCAACAAUCCUGGUCAGGAUGCAACACCAGCGACAAUGACGGAGAGCUGCCUGCCCCGCAUUAUAAAGCCCCGCAAGCGUCGCAAGAAGGAUCGCAAGCCGGCCAAUGGAGUGUUGCUCAAACUGGACGCGGAAAUGCAGCCAAAGUUGACGCCACAAGCGGCACCAACGCUGCCAGCUGCGGUCUAUGCAGCACAACAAACGCAACUGUUGCCCAAUUGCGGCAACAACAACUUGCAGCAACACGAUCACAGUCAUGGAGUUUGCUUCUGCCGUGACUGUGAUCCAUUGCGUUCGCUGUGGGAUUAUCCAUUGCGUCGCUCGCACUCGGAUGCCUCGUCGCAGGGCCAGAGCAGCAACAGCAGCAGCCGAGGCAGUUGCUCCACAUCAUCAUCGUCGACGUCAUCGUCGUCGGAUAACUCGUGUGCGAGCUCGAUUUGCUCGCAGCAACAGCAACAACAACUGCAGCAUCAGCAUCAGCAUAAGCAGCAUGUGGCAAAUAGCUUUGACGAGACAACGACUACGGAACAUUUUGCGCCCAUCACCGGCGACAGCAGUCGAGCCGAAAUUGUGGGCGUGAUUGGAUCUCAACGCAGUCACGCCCACGUUGCCACAACGACAACGACAACGAAUACGGCUGCGACAGCGACAGCUUUGUAUCUGAGUGAUUCGAAUGAUUCGGGCUAUGGCGACAUCCUGAGCGGCAUGAAUAUUGCCAACGAUCUGUUUGCUAGCUGCUUUAAUCACGUUGCAACAGCAACAUCGGGUGGCGGAGGAGGAGCAGGAAGAGGAGGCAAUGCAAUGGAUGCGAAUGCCGAGACGCUGCUGAACGAAAGCAUCAACGAGAUUUCACGCAAGCUCAUCGAAACAUGUGCCGUCAACGAGCCCACAAACGCGGGAUUAGGCGACAGCAGCAUAGGGAGUGGAAGUGGAAGUGGCAGAGGGAGCAUUGCAAGUGGAAGCGGGAGCGGGAGCGGGGAUAGUGACAGCUGCUCGGCAUCGGCCAGCGACAGUGGCUUAGACAGCGCUGGCAGCUAUAACUCUGAGGCGCUUGUCUUCAACUUUGAGCAUUUGCAUCUGACGGAUACGAAUUUUGUGACGCCCACAGCAAUGGAUUUUCUAGUUGACUGCAACAACAACAACAACAACAACUGCAUCAGCAGCAACAGCAACAGCGGCAGCAGCAAGCAACAAUUUUAUAACAAUUGCUUUGACUUGGUGUGGCGCAGCAGCAGCAACAGCGGCAACAGCAACAACCACCACAGCGGCAACCAAGUGACAGCUGGCAAAAGCAGCAACAGCGAUAGCGGUGCAACCACACCCACAACUUUAAUACUGGGCACGGUUGGAAAAUUGAAGCCAGCAUUUUCCACCAUCUCGUGACGAGCAAAUAAAAGCAAGAACAACAGCGCUCAACGGCGACAACUGCGACAACGAGCAGCGACAGCAAUAACAACGAUAAGCUAAUCACAUAGACGAAAUCCAAAUCCAAAGCGAUGAAGAUGGAGAUGGAGGCAGGAAAAGUUUUACGACGUCAAACGCGCUGUGGAAAUUUGAGCUAAUUGCCGAAAGCCAAGUCAAGUUUUUGUAUGUGGGUUGGCUUAGGGACUGUGCGUGGGCGUGCUUCAUGUAUGCGUCGUCGUCGUCGUCGUGUGCGUUGCAUAACCGAAGAGAAGAAGAGAAAUAACCGUUAACCCACUAAUAAAGCGAAUCAGCUGGCAAAGGAGAAAUUGAAUGGAGCCAGCCCCAGCAAGCCGGGGCAAUAAAAACGAAACAAAACAAAA
Messenger RNA from Drosophila nasuta, 3074 nucleotides. RefSeq names its product putative mediator of RNA polymerase II transcription subunit 26. The transcript has a single exon. Bases 568 to 2673 code for a protein of 701 amino acids. NCBI's taxonomy places the organism in Eukaryota, Metazoa, Arthropoda, Insecta, Diptera, Drosophilidae. The record is from RefSeq and is a predicted model, not a curated record. Gene Ontology annotation, molecular function: histone acetyltransferase activity.